Messenger RNA from Paramecium primaurelia, 4195 nucleotides. The record is from the annotation of a GenBank genome assembly. NCBI's taxonomy places the organism in Eukaryota, Ciliophora, Oligohymenophorea, Peniculida, Parameciidae.
AUGCAAAAAAAUUAUUUACCUGAAAUUCAAUAAUCACAAUCAGCCCAUCAUUUUGAAACUAAAGCCAAAUCUAAAAUGCAUUCUCCUAGUUCUUCAAUAGAAUGGGAUCAAUUAAUAAAUACUUCUAUACCAAAUUCAGUCAAACAAUAGUUAAAUCCUAAAGGUUAAACAGUUAUCAAUUUAUCAAAAUUGGGACCUUGUUCUGAUAUUUCAUAUCUUAGAUCCACUAAAAGAAACUUUGCUAAACUUGGUACUAGCAUAUACAAAGAACCUGAGCUCUAAUAAACUGUACAUUAUAAUACAUAAUUUAGAAAUACGACAAGAAUAUGUAAUCAUUUUAUGGCACUCUUUAUCGUAAAACAAAUACUCGAAUUCCUUUUAAUACUAAUUUAGAAAAAGAAAGGUUUUAAGGUCAUUUAUUAGAUUUCACAGAAUUGUUUUAAGACAAUCAAAGAUCAACAAACUUGUAAAAGUACUUUGGAGAAAUUUUAAAAUUAGAGAUGUAAUAAUCAAUUCAAGAAAAAGAAAUGAUUCCACCAAAUAGGUAAUAAGCCAUUGAUUUGAGAGAUUGGUUAUUCAUGAUGAUUGCAUAUACUAAAUAAGAGUGUUCAAAUAUGAAUACAAGAGAAUUAGCAGAAAGAAUAUAACUUAUAUAUGCAUCAUGUCUUAGAGAAUUAAUUAAGUAUGUUUUAAUCAUCAAAUAGAUAAGUGAGUAUUGAAUGUACAGAAAGAGGAGAUCUACUAUAAACUGUUUGGGAUUUUUAUGUGGAAUUGAUUGGCCAAAUUAUAAAAUGUUACUCAGAAUAACAAAGGGAAUCAGAAAAAUCUUACUUAGAAUAAAUGUAAAGAAUCUAAAAUUUUCAUGAUUCUUAAAUGGAAAUAGCAAAAUCUAGAUAUUAAGAAUACUAAAAUCAAAUAAUAAAAAUCAAAAACGAAACUUCUGAUUCCAUUGAUGAAUUAAAUCUGACCAAAACAAAAAUGUUAUUAUUAACAUCAGAAAUGAGAUAAUUAAUAGAAACAAAUGAAACAUAAAAAAAUGAGAUUGACUCUUUAUUAUUAUAAAUUAUGUUACUUAAAACAUAAGAUAAUAAUGAUAAUAAGAAAAUUGAAGAUUAGAAGAUUGAUGUUCAAUUAGCAAAAGGUAAAAGUAUUGUAUCUCAUUUACUUAAUUAUAAAUCUAUUGCUACAGAAUAUAAGUUUAAUAAGAAUAAGGUUAAGAAUACUAAUUUUUAAAAAUUUGAAUAACUAAGAGAAUAAGAAUAACUACUCAAAAUCGAUUUAAUUAAUCAACAAAUUUUAGAACCUGAUAUUGAAUAUGCAGAUGAAGAGAUAUAAGUUUAAUUAGAUAUGGAAUAAAAAUAAACAUAAACAGACUUAAACUCAUAAUAAUUAAAUGAUUAAAUCUUAUAAUUAGAAAAUCUAUAAUCCUAAAUUCAACAAAUGGAAUAAUAAUAAUAAGAUAAAGAUUAAUUAAUUGUUAAUUAGUAAUAUGAGUUAGAGUAAUAAAAUUAAAAAUCUGUUUAAGAGUAAUUAAUAUUAGAAUAAAGAUUGAAGGAGGCAAUAUCACUAAUUUAAGAAUCAGAACUGGAUUGUAAAGAAUCUAUAUGUGAGACUCUUAAUUUAUCUAUUCAAUAAACGUAACAACUUUCAUAAAAAUUGAUUCAAUUAGAAAAAGAAGAAACUCAAUAGAAAAUUGAUUUAAUGGAGAAAGAAGAUGUAAAUUAAGAAUUAGAAUCUAAGCUUACAUAAGCAGUUUAGGAUUUUAUUGAAAUAAUAAAAAAGAAAAAAAGUUAAAUAAAGAAAUUAAUGAAAUAAAAAAGUAGUUUAUAAGGUACAUUAAAAUAAAUAACAACAACUUACAAUAUUGAAAUCAAUUAACCGGAAAUAUUGGAAGAAGAAAAAGAGUCAUCUUAAUUUAAGAGUUUUGAUUAAUCAUCAGAUAUAAAUAAUGAUCUUAAAAAUGCUUAAUAAGAGGAAGAAUACAUAGAUGAAUAAGAUGAAUUAGAUUAUUAACUAACUGAUAGAAGUAAAGUCAAAGAAUAAGAAGAAGGAUCAAAAGCUAAAAAAUAACUAAAAAGGAUUAUAUAAGGAAAUGAAAAAAAUGAUUCAUAAUAUAUAGUUUCAGAAGAUGAUAAAAAAUAAAAUGAUGAAGAUUUUGAAAGAAAUUUAUCAGAAUAAAUAUUAAAUUAAGAAUAAACAAAGAAUUCAUCAGGAUUCAAUUAAUUUAUUGAAAAUUAAACUCCAACCAUCAGAACAAAUAAUAAUGAUUAAAGUAUCUAAAUAAAGAAAGGAAGAUAACCUAGUUUAUAAAAUAUUUAAAAACCUAAAAAAUAACCAAUUACUCCUAGAUAAACUAAAUAUUCUCUACAAAUUGAAUAAUUUAAAGAAGAACAUAAUACUAUUCUAAAUGAGUAAUAAUAUGCUUAAAGAAAUUCACCUUAAUAAAUACCGAAUAAGAAAAUUGAAAAAAUAAAUAAAUAGGCUUCAUAAUCUUAAUUAAUAGAUGGGUCUUAAUAGAAUACAUAAUAAUAGAAUUAAUAAUCAGUUUAAUAAAGAAAAUAAUAACUUGUUUAAGAUAAUGAAUUAUUUUUAAAUAUAAAAAAAUAAAAGUCAGUAAAAACUCAAAAGCAUUCCAUUUUAGAAUAAAAAAAUCUGUCUUAGAUCAAGUCAACUUAAGAAUUUGAUGAAAUUAUUAAUUCAAGUAAUUAAUUCUCAAAUUAAAGAUCAUCUUAUUAAUUUGACUUAAAAUAAAAAGGAUAAAAGUAAAGUUAGGUUGAUAAGAAUAUUAUCAAUUCAUCAUAAAAUGAUGAGUCUCAAUCUGAUGAAUUUGAUUUUGAAUCUUCUCCUAGUAUUUUUAAUAAUAAUUAGAAUGAAAGGGUGAAAUCAGUAAUUAUGUAAUAUAAAGAUCAGAAAAAUAAAAUAAGAAGUAGAUAUAAUCCAAUCUAAUUAGAAUAGAAAAAUUAAAAAAGAUUCAGAAGAAUUUAUAGUUAAAAUACAGAUAUUGCUAAUGGAUUAUUGACAGAUGUUAAAAUGAAAAAAAAGCCUAAUAAGAAAAUACAAUUUUCAAUUUUAUAAUUAUAAAAAUUAGUUACUUAAAUACUAAAUGAUAUUUGCAAAUAAGCUGAAGGAUAUAAGAUACCAUUUCAUGUAUGUAUCUAUGAUUAUUAUAAAAAUAAAUAUGGAUUUAAAUAGGUUGCUGAAAAAAAGAUUCGUUAAGUUUAUUAAUUUAUUUAUUAUGAAAAAGGAAAUCAUAUCAAGGCUUAAUUACUUGCAUAAUUUUGUUAUAUGGUUGGAGAAAUGGAUGAAAUUGGAUAAAAAUUAUUAACAGAAAGUUAUUAAUAUUUUUCAUCAAAAAAUGAUCUCAAUUAUGGUAAAGUUGAUUUAUUAUUAACAUAUGAAUAAGUCAGUGAAUUUCUAACAGAGAAAUCAUCUAGAUGGUUACAUUAACAAUAGAUAUAAUCUUUAUUAUAAUAAUAUAGAAAUUAACAAUAAAAUAAUUAAAGAUAUUUUAUUAAUCAUGAUAAUUUACUUAUUAAAAUAUUAGAAUUAUAUUCAAAUAAUAAAAAAGAUCAAUAAAGUAUAUUAGAAUCUUUGUUUAAAGCAGCUGAUUUAGAUGGAAAUAAAUUAAUUGAAUUUUCAGAGGUACUUUUUUAACUUUAUAAUUUUAGUUUAAAACUUUAUAUAGAGCUAUUCAUUAAUAAAAACUAUCCAAAUCUAAACUCCUCUAAAUAUUUACAAACAAUGCAGAUUUUCAAGAUGAAAAUGGAGAUAAAAUGUUAACUCUUCCAAGAUUUACUGAAAUGUCAAUAGAAUUAGGAAUAUUUUAAAAAGAACUUGUAUUAAAGUAUGGUGAAGGUAGCGAGGCAUUGAUGAAUUAUUGGGAAAGAGAUAAAACUGCUAUUAAAUAUAGGUAUAUAUUUUAGACAUAAAUUAGAUUUUUGAGAGCCAAAAAAUUCUUAAAGGUUAGACACACAUUUUAAGAACUUGAAAAUUAGAUUAAAUAUUAAGAAAAAGAUAAAUAACUCAUUUUAUGGGUAAGUUACAAAUUAUUAAACGAAGAAUCUUAAAGAGUUUUACUAAAGUAUUGAUAUAAAAUAAACUAUAUAGUUAUGAAACUAGAUAAUGUAUGCUUUAAUUAUUGCCAGAACUUUAUAUAAUUGAACAACUAAAUAAAGAUAUUGAAUAGUUAGAGUGA